AUGCCCACACUCAAUACUUCUGCCUCUCCACCCACAUUCUUCUGGGCCAAUGCCUCCGGAGGCAGUGUGCUGAGUGCUGAUGAUGCUCCGAUGCCUGUCAAAUUCCUAGCCCUGAGGCUCAUGGUUGCCCUGGCCUAUGGGCUUGUGGGGGCCAUUGGCUUGCUGGGAAAUUUGGCGGUGCUGUGGGUACUGAGUAACUGUGCCCGGAGAGCCCCUGGCCCACCUUCAGACACCUUCGUCUUCAACCUGGCUCUGGCGGACCUGGGACUGGCACUCACUCUCCCCUUUUGGGCAGCCGAGUCGGCACUGGACUUUCACUGGCCCUUCGGAGGUGCCCUCUGCAAGAUGGUUCUGACGGCCACUGUCCUCAACGUCUAUGCCAGCAUCUUCCUCAUCACAGCGCUGAGCGUUGCUCGCUACUGGGUGGUGGCCAUGGCUGCGGGGCCAGGCACCCACCUCUCACUCUUCUGGGCCCGAAUAGCCACCCUGGCAGUGUGGGUGGCGGCUGCCCUGGUGACGGUGCCCACAGCUGUCUUCGGGGUGGAGGGUGAGGUGUGUGGUGUGCGCCUUUGCCUGCUGCGUUUCCCCAGCAGGUACUGGCUGGGGGCCUACCAGCUGCAGAGGGUGGUGCUGGCUUUCAUGGUGCCCUUGGGCGUCAUCACCACCAGCUACCUGCUGCUGCUGGCCUUCCUGCAGCGGCGGCAAUGGCGGCGGCAGGACAGCAGGGUCGUGGCCCGCUCUGUCCGCAUCCUGGUGGCUUCCUUCUUCCUCUGCUGGUUUCCCAACCAUGUGGUCACUCUCUGGGGUGUCCUGGUGAAGUUUGACCUGGUGCCCUGGAACAGUACUUUCUAUACUAUCCAGACGUAUGUCUUCCCUGUCACUACUUGCUUGGCACACAGCAAUAGCUGCCUCAACCCUGUGCUGUACUGUCUCCUGAGGCGGGAGCCCCGGCAGGCUCUGGCAGACACCUUCAGGGAUCUGCGGUCGAGGCUGUGGCCCCAGGGCGGAGGCUGGGUGCAACAGGUGGCCCUAAAGCAGGUAGGCAGGCGGUGGGUCGCAAGCAACCCCCGGGAGAGCCGCCCUUCUACCCUGCUCACCAACCUGGACAGAGGGACACCCGGGUGAAGGGCGCAAGCUGAACACGCUCCUCUUUCUGAGAUCCACCAAGUGUAGGAUCCUCGAGUCCUGGGGAGAAGCUGCCCUCUCUGCCAGGCUGCAGUGCCCUCAGGGAAAAGUCUGAUCUUUGAUCCCCAACUCUGGGUGUGGUGAAUGGGGGAGGCGGGGGCUCAGAUCAGAGCUGGAUGUGACAAAGCUUAAGUCUUUAUUUGGAGAUGGGAAAGAAGAGGAUCUGAGAAUAAACCUCUGGAUUAUCCACAAAUUGUCUUGACCUUUUAUCCCAGUUCCACCUCCAGUUCAGUAUGGAACAAAAGGAUUCGUUGCUCCAUUUCUGCCUUCUGCAAGAAUACCUAGGAAAACUUCCCUAAGGGUUCUAGGCUAAUGAAUCAGAGGUCAGUGCCCAUCUCUCUCUGUACCCACCCCCCACCUCAAAACAGGGUAUCCCUUGUCUUUCUCCGGUAUCAAGGCCAAAAAUGCCGGCUUCCCCUGUCCUCACCUUACCAUCUCAGUGGUGACCACUGAAACUUGCUGCCUGCAGAGGCCUCAGCUGCAAAAGCUGUAGUUCCCCUGAAGAGAUGCCAGGUGUGGGGUAUUGCUGGAAUUUCCAGCACCUGCCAGGCCCUGGGUGUAAAACCCUGGUGCUGAUGGGAGUGCCUGUGUGUCUCCCUUUAAAUCAGGAUUUGAAAGAAGUGAAGAUAAUGACAAGUCAAAGACAUGGGUGGGGUGAAGGGAGGUGAGCGAUUAAAGAGGGGAGGGGGCUGGGAGAACAGGCUGCAGGUAGAGCCAGAAAAGCAGAGACCUCAGAAAGUGGUGCUAGUCCUCCCUGCCCCAAAUGCAAAGCCCAGAGUAUCAAUUUGAGUGUCAGAGCACCUGGAUUCACAGCUUUACCUCCAGCAAAUUACUUUACCUCUUUGUACCUCACUGUUCUCAACUGUAAAAUGGGCUACUAAAGAUUUAACAGUUAAAUAUACUGUUAGCUAUUAUUCUUUUUUGUUUGUUUGUUUGUUUGUUUUUUCGAGACAGAGUCUCGUUCUGUCGCCCAGGCUGGAGUGCAGUGGUGUGAUCUCAGCUCACUGCAACCUCUGCUUCCCGGGUUCAAGCGAUUCUCCUGCCUCAGCCUCCCGAGUAGCUGGGACUACAGGCUCCCGCUACCACGCCUGGCCAAUUUUUUGUAAUUUUUAAUAGAGACAGAGUUUCACCAUAUUGGCCAGGCUGGUCUCAAACUCCUGACCUCUAGUGAUCUGCCCACCUCGGCCUCCCAAAGUGCUGGAAUUACAGGCGUGAGCCACCGCACCCGGUCGAGCUAUUAUUCUUAUACCCUGUGUAAAAUGGAGACAGAGAGAUGGGAGGAAAUAAGCGUGCAGCUGGGAGAUGGGGAUGGGGAACCAUGUCUCAGCUGGAAUGGUUGUAUAUGCUCUGAAGUGGGGUAUAAUGAAAGUCUCACAUAAAGAACUCAGAGGUUGGCCCCUAAGCCCCUCUUGAAGAUGUGUUCUCCAGGACAGGGGCUCCUCUUUGGUUCCUGUAUUGAGAUGCAUCAAUGAUAAAGGUUAGCCAUCAGAAGGAUUCUCUGGGAGGCAGCCCCUAGAAAGGAGGGAGGCAGAGGGAAGAUGAGGUAGAGCUCCCACUUCCACUGCCCCCCAACCCCCCCCGGCCCGCCCCGCCCCAAGCUCUCUGGCAUGACUUGUAACCUAUGAGGACACAGGCUGCUCAGGCUCCUGAGGCAGCAGCUGGGAGCAGUGCCGCCUUAUUAAGUGCAGAGUGCCCUGUGAAGGGGGAGGCCACAGUGCCUCCAGGUGCCCCCUGUCCCAGUUCCUUUAAUUGCUGGGCAGAGGAGGCUCCAAAGAGGCACCCAAUUCACAACAGAUUAAGCAAUGUGAAAGGAACUUAAUUAGCCUCUUGUUUAAUUUCCUCUUUUUGAUGAUGUUUAAACUAGUUCCAAAACUCCAGGUCUAUUCCUAGCCCAUGCAGGCAAUGGAAAAUCCCUCCCCACCUAAGCACCCAUCUUCCCACCCCAGCAGCUCCCUCUGAUGGCUUUGCUGGGCUCCGGAUAUUGGCUCCUCUGGGGGCAUCUCUGCUUUAUGGGCCCCAGAGGUAAAUAUUGACAAAGUGUACACAGGUCCAAGUUAGAGAUGAAUUACAUGCACAAAGACCUACUCUUGUGGGGGAGUGGAACGAGGAGGGUGCAGUGGAGGAUGGAGAAGGGAGGGCUGGGCAGAGCAGGCGGCCUGGAGCUCCCCUUGGAACGGAGGGAAGGCAAUGUUUUGGUGAGAACCUGGGCCCUGGCUCCCUGGAACACCAAGCCAAAUGGCUUUGAAACUUCAGCAGGAGGGACAGAGGUUAAGGCUGUGGGUUCCCAAAAGUGGGUUAGGGAGGGGACAGGGGACACAACGGUCAAAGAUGUGAGGAAGAGGCCUAGCUCUCAGGAGUAGACACAUCAGACAAAUGCUUGUGCCCCAUGUUCUGGGGCUGAAGAUGUGUGUGUGUGUGUGUGUGUGUGUGUGUGUGUGUGUGUGUGUGUGUGGAGGGGGUUGGUACGGGGUGGCAGAAGGGACAGCACUGCUUCAAAGAAAGCAGCGGGGGACUUCACACCCACUCUGGGCUGUGUCUCCAGGUUUCCAUGUUCUCUGCUGACCAGCAUCUCUCAUUGGAUCUGUGGGGCAUUCUGGGAGAGCCUGCAUUCCCCUUUCUUGGUGGUCUCUGCAUGCUGUCUAAUAUCCUCACCCUACCCCCACCUACCUUCCUUCCCCACCUAAAGAUGCCACCCUCACAGCUCUGGGUCGGAGCUACUUCCAGCUGACCUGGAAGACAGCUGCUGAGCCCUGUGUCCCUGCGUGUGAAAUGUGAAGCCCUGGUGGUUUUUUUUUUUCUUUUCUCCAGGCAGGGUCUUGCUCUGUCGCCCAGGCUGGAGUGCUGGAGUGCAGUGGCACAAUCUCGGCUCACUGCAACCUCUGCCUCCCGGGUUCAAGCAAUUCUCCCACCUCAGCCUCCCAGGUAGCUGGGAAUACAGGUGCCCGCCAUCACGCCCGGCUAAUUUUUGUAUUUUUAGUAAAGAUGGGGUUUCACCAUGUUGGCCAGGCUGGUCUCGAACUCCUGGCCUCAAGUGAUCCACCCAACUCAGCUUCCCAAAGUGCUGGGAUUACAGGCGUGAGCCACUGCACCCAGCCAGCCCUGGUAUUUUUAGGCAGAGUAGCCAAGAGAGAAAAGUGGUGGACUGGAACUAAGAAGGCCGGCCCCCUCCUGGCCUGGCAAGCUUCGUGCACCUAGGUUUCCCGGCCCAUAAAAUGAGAACAAUUCCCCAUUCUCAGGAUCCCCGUAAUGGCUGAGAAAGCACCUUGUAAAGGCUUGAUGCUGGUGGAUGAGUUACAGAAGGGGAGGGUGCUGGCUGCUCCCCCAGCCUGCUCCCCACGUGACUUCAAUUCCUCUUUCUAGCUGAGGGCCUGAGCCCCCUUCUGAUCUGACCCCACAGGCUCCAACAGGGAUGUGAAUUCAUACCAGCAUUUAUACAACCCUAGACUCUCACCUCCUCCCCUCCCCCACAGCCCCAAAGUAAGUACCAACUGGGAACAGGAAGUAAAACCAACUAAAACCAAGAACUGAAACCAGCUCAUCUCUCACUGCCUCUCAAAGAGGGACAGUAAAUGAGCAGCUCCUGUGACGGGUAACCCCAGGGCCCGACAUCAUGGAGAUCAACAAGGGCCUAGUGGGGGAUGGAUCUGACAAUGAAUGACACUGGGGAUGGGGGCAAUAGGUGGAGGUGAUUGCUGAGUAUGGCAUACAAAUACGAUGAACACACUUUUCCUGAUACCGGAAUUCCCAACAUUGGAACCUGUGUGCCCCUUUGUUUUUAUCCUUGUAUUUGUGAAUUAAAAAAAGAAAAAAAAGAUUUGCAGUGGUUACUUUUGUUAGUGCCCCCUCUCUUCAGUGAGGCAGAGGCUGUCCUUGCGGUGAGAGGAAAAGGCCCCUUUCAGAGGAACUUAGGUCACUGCCUGGCUCUCUACUACCAUCCUCCUCAGAAUUGGCAGACAUUAUGGAAGACAGUACCUUAUGGAGUUCCAGGUUUUUAAUUUUCCCUGAAUUUUUUUUUUAAACAAGAAAAUUGGCAAGAAGAAAAUUCUUCGACAUUUGGGGGCUGGUCGACAUUUGGGGGCAGGGGUUCCACUGAAAAAUCCCCCAAAUUCACGCUGAGGUUUCAGGUCAUGGUUGCUGAGGUGGAAGAUGAGGUCAGGGCUCUUGGAGAUUUUCCAACCCACCCUAGAACUUGUUUCUAAAUGGUUGGGGAAGAGGUCAGUAUAGGUCCCCCCGUUACUGCAGAUGAAGGCAGAAGUCAUUCUCUCCCCCACCCCUCAACUUCUUCAGAAAUGUGGAGAUAGGAGGCUUCGAUCUCUAAUUGCCUACGAUCUCUUAAAAA
Gorilla gorilla gorilla (western lowland gorilla) is the source of this 5524-nucleotide messenger RNA. It is a transcript of the gene RXFP4, whose product is annotated as relaxin family peptide/INSL5 receptor 4. Lineage: Eukaryota; Metazoa; Chordata; Mammalia; Primates; Hominidae. Gene Ontology annotation, molecular function: C-C chemokine binding; C-C chemokine receptor activity. Gene Ontology annotation, cellular component: external side of plasma membrane; membrane. The transcript has a single exon. Gene Ontology annotation, biological process: cell chemotaxis; positive regulation of cytosolic calcium ion concentration; G protein-coupled receptor signaling pathway. The record is from RefSeq and is a predicted model, not a curated record. The coding region runs from base 1 to 1125 and encodes 374 amino acids.